UCUCACGCCUCUCCCGAAAGAAAAAAAAAAAAAAUCAUCUUGAGAAGCAAAGCGGUUGCCGUCGGAUCUAGGGUUUUGGUGCAGAGGUAUGCCGAAGAACAAGGGUAAGGGAGGUAAGAAUCGGAAGAGGGGAAAGAACGAAGCCGACGACGAGAAGCGCGAGCUUGUCUUCAAGGAGGACGGCCAGGAAUAUGCUCAGGUUACACGUAUGCUCGGUAACGGCAGAUGCGAGGCCACCUGUAUCGACGGCGUUAAGCGUUUGUGCCAUAUCCGUGGCAAGAUGCACAAAAAAGUCUGGAUCGCCGCCGGCGAUAUUAUACUCGUCGGCCUCCGUGACUAUCAAGAUGACAAGGCUGAUGUAAUUUUGAAAUACAUGCCCGAUGAAGCGAGGCUAUUGAAGGCUUACGGUGAGCUGCCGGAGACAACUAGGCUUAACGAGGGUAUAGGUGGAGUUGACGAAGAAGAUGAUGGCCCCGGUGACGAUUACAUUGAAUUCGAAGACGAAGACAUCGACAAACUCUAGACGAGAGAGUUUGUUUGCGAAACCAUGGUACACUUUGUUUUAAGGUUUCCAUUUGUUUUGUCUUGAAAAAAAAAGUAUAAUAUCUAUCACCUCUUUCGGUUCUUUAUUAGGAUACAAGAAGAAAAAUUAGAGGGGUUAUCGUAUUUGUAAUGUUUUCGAGUAAUAUGAUAAAAAGCUUUAUUUGCGAGUUUUUUCAUGUAUGAGUGUGACACAAUAUGCAAGGGUUGGAAUAACAAAGUAGCUUCUACAUCCUUCGUUUCGAGUUUUUUUUUUUUUUAAAUUGGUGAUUACUGGAAAGUUUCCUCAUGAUUGUGGCUGAAUGAGUGGUCUUCAUCUG
Erythranthe guttata (spotted monkey flower) is the source of this 860-nucleotide messenger RNA. RefSeq names its product eukaryotic translation initiation factor 1A. The record is from RefSeq and is a predicted model, not a curated record. Lineage: Eukaryota; Viridiplantae; Streptophyta; Magnoliopsida; Lamiales; Phrymaceae. Gene Ontology annotation, biological process: translational initiation. Gene Ontology annotation, molecular function: translation initiation factor activity; RNA binding.